Messenger RNA from Colletotrichum aenigma, 1776 nucleotides. RefSeq names its product Cutinase transcription factor 1 alpha. Lineage: Eukaryota; Fungi; Ascomycota; Sordariomycetes; Glomerellales; Glomerellaceae. The transcript is spliced from 6 exons. Gene Ontology annotation, molecular function: zinc ion binding; DNA binding. Gene Ontology annotation, biological process: DNA-templated transcription. The record is from RefSeq and is a predicted model, not a curated record. Bases 1 to 1776 code for a protein of 591 amino acids.
AUGAGCACUGCUUCACCGUCUCGCGGUCUUCCUAACUCGGGCGCAUCACAAACACCAUUUCACACUGAGACGCCCGCGUCGUCACAUUCUGCGACUGGCACGGGAAGUAGCCGCUUCUUCGGAGAGUCCAACUUCCUCACCCUCGUGCCGGGUGCCCCUGAGCCGGGGUCCGACGCGACUGCGGGAGACGCUGUAUUGAAGGGUCGCUUGGCCUUUCCAGUUCCCCAGACACCUCAAUCGCAGGACUUGGGGACUUCGCCUGCCAGUAUUAAUAACAUCAGCUCGGCUACGGAGCGAUACCUGAGGGAUGAAGGGGCCUUGAUCUUUCCCGAUAUGCAGAGCUGUCUGCCUGCCCUUCGCGCAUACUUCAAAUGGUUUCACCCGUGCUUCCCAAUACUGGAUCGCGCAGACGUGGCGCGAAGACUUGCGACGAUGGAUAUCUCGCCACUGUUGUUGCAGGCGAUGCUCUUCAUCGGGUCGACAUACUGCGAUGAGGCUACCAUCACAGCUAUGGGCUUCAAAGACCGCUCAGAAGCGAAGAGUGUGACGUACUCGCGUGCAAGAAUUCUUUUCCACUCCAAUUGGGAAAAAGACGAGUUCACACUCAUCCAAUCUCUGUUCCUUUGCAGCUUCUGGAGGGGCGGUCCUACCGACUGGAGAGAUGUAAGAUACUGGCUGGGAUGCGUCUUGACUCUUGCGCAGACACAUGGCCUCCAUAGAUCAACACGCUUCAUUACAAGAGAACCCCAGUUUGCCCGAAUGAGAAGAAGAGUCUGGUGGUCCAUCUACGUGAGAGAAAGGCAAGCGGCGAUAUCUCUGGGACUUCCAUGUAGAAUACGAGAUGAAGACUGCGACAUCGAGCCUCUGAUCGCCUCUGAUUUGGAGGGCGACACGGAUGAUCAGCCAGCUACAGCGUUUGGCACAUCCGAAUCUGAGCAUGUGCAUUACGCUAUCAAUAUGGUAGACAUAGCAAGGCUACUCGGAAGGAUUACAGAUACACACUUUGCGCCGGGCCGUGGUCCUCCUGCACCAGGUGAAGUGCGCGACCUGAAGCAACAACUCGAGCAGUGGAAGCAGAAUUUGCCAGAAGAAUUGAGGAGAGAACCCGAGGAGGGGCAAUCGUCAGUCCUGACAUGCCUCAUUCAUCUUGCCUACAAUCACUUGCGCAUCCUAGUUCAUCGAAAUGGAUGGCUUCUAAACCGAGACGAAGAGGAUAAAAAGGCCGCCCUCGCGGCUGCCUGUCGAAUCAGCAGGAUAGCAGAAGACAUGCUCGCACAGAAAACCUUACAAUACGGCCAAAUGCAUCUCCUAUUCGCGGCUCUUUGUAUUCACGCUAUCGACAUCAAGUCGGCCGAUGGGAUCGGUCGCCAGCUCGCAGUUCACAGAGCCCAGAUGUGUCAUUUAGGACUGAAAGAGAUUCAAAACUACUGGCGCAUCAACAACAAUGUCUUGGAUCUCUUUUUACAAUAUCUCGACAAGCCCAUUGCCAAGAGAAUCUACAACGAAGACGCCGAUGCUGCGGCAGCUGAUGGGGCAUCAGGAUCCACGGCAGGCCUGAGCCCGUUCAACACAGCUAGCACACCCCAGAAUCUUUCCACAGACACCAUGGAGCAAAGCAGAUCGGACGCCAUAGAGGACCAAUACUUUAACCUGAUGCAGACCAAUUGGGAAGGCGAGCAUGCCCUUGGUGAUCUCGGCCUCUUCCUGGACCCGCAACUCUACGCCAACGGUCCAAUGCAAGUUGAGGGCCUCAACUUCUUGCAGCGGUGCCUAUGA